Molecule: messenger RNA, 2883 nt
Organism: Penicillium soppii
Lineage: Eukaryota; Fungi; Ascomycota; Eurotiomycetes; Eurotiales; Aspergillaceae
Product: glutamine amidotransferase subunit DUG2
Exons: 6
Coding region: 1-2883 (960 amino acids)
Biological process (GO): proteolysis; glutathione catabolic process
Molecular function (GO): peptidase activity; protein binding
Source: RefSeq, a predicted model, not a curated record
AUGGAUUUAGUUGAGUCAGAGAGUGCCUCAGAACAUGAGGAUCAGAGAUCCAUUUCUGAUCCUCUAUCUCCUCCAUUUAACGAUGCAGGCAAUGCCCAUCCCAACAGUGACUGCGGCAUCGGCCACCGCGUUCUGGCCAGUCGCUCCGUUCUCGCUCUAGCCGUUGAUGAGAAUUGCGUUUUUGCUGGUCUUCAAGGGGGUGAUAUAGUUGCGUGGUCCCUCGAAACAUAUGAUCUCGUGCUAUCUGUCCACGCACACAAGGAGAGUGUGCUCAGCCUCUAUCUUUCCGAAGAUGGAACUUUACUAUUCUCCAGUGGCGGCGACUCCGUUGUCAAGGUGUGGUCCACGGCAACGUUUGAACGUAUUUACUCAAUCUACUCCCACCAUGACGUGGGCGAUAUUUUCACAGUAGUAUACUCAUCUGUCAACCAAACUAUCUACUGUGGUGCUCAGAACACAAGUAUCCAGUGGUGUGAUCUCUCCGAGGAAGGGUCAAUUCUGAAUCAAGCAUCGUCUGCCCAUCCAUCCAAGCGGACGCAUCGCUUCUUUGACUCUCGAGGGCCAGAUGGUACUCGCGCCCCGGGGUCAUCCGAUGGUGCUGUCUCCGAUGGAGGUCGCGUGCUGAGCUUUAAGCGCGAUCACCACAAGCUCUUCGCGCACCAUGGCUAUGUCUACUCUAUGCUACUUGUCAAGGGAUUGGUCGAGUCUUCUUCAUCCGAGGAGGUUUUGUUGACAGGUGCGGGCGAUGGAGUAGUGAAGUUAUGGCGUGUUGGCCAGCAGCCCGGCGGGGCUCCGUCUCAGAUUGCUAAAUUGCAAAAUGGAGACCCUGUCCUGUCUGUCGCAGUCGAGGGAUCACUGCUUUACUGCGGUCUUGCAGGUGGCGCCCUCAAUAUCUGGAAUUUGGACUCGCAGCAGCUUGUUAAGCGGAUCACUAGACACACCGGAGAUUUGUGGGCUGUACACGUCAUCCAAGGUGUAGCUAUCUGUGGAGACUCUAGUGGAACAGUGAAGAAAUUCAACUCGCGAUUUGAAGAAAUUGGUGGCUGGGUUGCUCAUGAGGGGACCAUGCUGGCUUCCGCAGCCGGCCGGUUCAAAGACCGUCAGAUUUAUGCCACCGGUGGAAACGACAACUCCGUUGGAAUUUGGGACUUGACUGAGUUCUUCAUGACACAGGAAGAGCUACCGCCAAUCAGCAAUGAUGAAAUGGUGAAUAGUCUUGCCAAGUUUGUCUCCUUCAAGACAAUCUCAGCAAGCCCUAAAUUCUCUGGUGAAUGCAACCAGGGAGCAGCUUUCUUGCGGCGACACUGCAACUAUCUCGGCGCCAAGACAAAGCUUUUGACCACUGGGGAGGAUACUAAUCCUAUUGUCUUUGCAAGAUUCAACGCUACCGCAGCCGACAAGGUUGACAAGACGAUUCUUUUCUAUGGCCACUAUGAUGUCGUGGGAGCCGAAACGAAUCGGCCCAAGUGGAGGACAGAUCCGUACCAGCUCACAUCUAUCAAUGGGUUCCUCUACGGCCGUGGUGUUUCCGAUAACAAAGGGCCCAUUUUGGCGUCCCUCUACGCCGCGGCUGAUCUUGCCCGAACUAAAGAACUGCGCUGCAAUGUCGUAUUCCUUAUUGAAGGCGAAGAGGAGUCUGGAUCUCAAGGAUUUCACCAAACGGUGCGGGAACACAAAGACCAAAUCGGAUCCGUUGAUUGGGUCUUGUUGGCCAACAGUUACUGGCUCGACGACUACAACCCCUGCUUGACUUACGGACUCCGCGGUGUCGUGCACGCCAACCUGGUUGUUACAAGUGAACAUCCCGAUCUUCACAGUGGCAUUGAUGGCAGUACGUUGUUGGAUGAACCGGUCAAAGAUAUCACCAUGCUUCUGUCCACCAUCGUUGGACGCAAGGGCAAGAUCAACCUGCCUGGAUUCCACGACGCCGUUCGACCCCUUACAGACGCCGAGCAGAAGCGAUUUGAGGCUAUCGCGGACGCGUUGCUGCUUCAGCACCCCGAAAUCCCAGACAGCCAGGCCCUUAUCAAGUCACUUAUGCAUCGCUGGCGUGAGCCUGCCUUGACCGUCCAUUCCAUCGAAGUCCCCGGGAGCAAGAGCGCCACGACGAUCGCACGACGAGCCAAAGCAAGCCUGUCUAUCCGUAUUGUGCCAGACCAACAAGCCGACGAAGUUGCAGCUCACCUUACAGCCUACGCUCAAGAGCAGUUCGCCCUACUUGACUCGCAAAACGACCUUACCGUUGAAAUCACCGGCAAGUCCGAUGCCUGGCUCGGAGACCCAGACAAUGAGAUUUUCGCUACGCUGUCAGAAGCAAUCACCGCAGCCUGGACUCCAGGCAAAGAAGACCCGAAGCAUCAGUACCCCCAAACCUUGCAACCCACUCACACCCGCUCAGCCAAACCAAAACCCAGCGGGGGCCCAAUUCCAGACCUCCGUCGCCAAGACUCAUCCGACAGUCUCGCUUCUCACUUCGAGCGGGUAAUCACAUCGACAACGUCCUCCUCCGCCGGCAAGGAAGCCGCACGCAAACGCUCCGCGCAAGCAGGCGCAGCAGUACCUACAUCCUCCACCCUCACGCAAGCUACACCGACAUCUGAGGAAUCGGUCGCAUUGCCCAUCCGAGCCAAGUCCGAGCCUGAGGCAGGAAAUUCGGAAAUUGAGACCUCGUCCCGCAUAGUGAAACCCAUGUUUAUCCGCGAGGGCGGGUCCAUCCCGACAAUCCGGUUCUUGGAAAAGGAGUUCUCAGCCCCCGCGGCUAACCUGCCAUGUGGACAGGCCAGUGACAACGCGCACUUGGAUAAUGAGCGUAUGCGUAUCGAGAACUUGUACAAGAGCCGGGAAAUCUUCCGGUAUGUGUUUGCCAAUUUGGUGAAAUCGUGA